This is a messenger RNA of Aspergillus campestris IBT 28561, 2316 nucleotides long. Its product is annotated as Zn(II)2Cys6 transcription factor. Gene Ontology annotation, molecular function: zinc ion binding; sequence-specific DNA binding; DNA-binding transcription factor activity, RNA polymerase II-specific. Bases 1 to 2316 code for a protein of 771 amino acids. Lineage: Eukaryota; Fungi; Ascomycota; Eurotiomycetes; Eurotiales; Aspergillaceae. The record is from RefSeq and is a predicted model, not a curated record. Gene Ontology annotation, cellular component: nucleus. The transcript has 4 exons. Gene Ontology annotation, biological process: DNA-templated transcription; positive regulation of transcription by RNA polymerase II.
AUGGAAUCUACAACGCUGGUGGCCAAUGUGGAGACACAUCGGUCACCAGCAUAUGGCAAUCAAUCGCGUGGAAGCCAACGGACAAGAAAGAGGAAGGCAUCCGAGUCGUCAUCGCCUACUACCACGGACAGCAGCAACAACAACAGGUCCAAUGGCCCACGGCAGAAGAUCACGCGGGCCUGUGACCAAUGUAAGGAGAAAAAGAUCCGGUGCACCGGGACACUGCCCUGCGUAAGAUGUACCAGGCUGUCGCUCGCCUGCAAGUACAAUGCUGCCUAUUCACGGGGACUGCCCCCGGUGCCCCUGCCCCUGCCCUCCUCUGAAACGGACGUAUCACAUCCGAGCAGCAAGCAUGCUCCUUUAAGGGGCCAAGCCAGUCGGAACCCUGUUCCCCAGCAAUCUCCUCGGAAACCUCGUGGGGACGCCGUGAUCUCGCGCCAAGGUCGUCAGAACAAAGAUCUUGGCGCUGUCACCCGAAACUCUCCGGAUCCCAUCGCUACCGAUUUCGAGGGCAACUAUCUGGGGCCGGCGUCGGGGUUGUCGUUCCUCAACCGGGUAUGGCGUCGGUUGCGUCAGGACGAAAUGCGCGCGUUUCCCAAUCAGUGCGACACUGAGGCUAGCUCGAAGAAUACGUCCGUGUUCAUGUUUGGUGAUAAGCCCUACGAUGCUUAUCACGAGACGGGGUUUAUUCUGCCCUCUUAUGAAAAGGCACUGAGUCUUGUGGAGGUCUAUUUCGACUAUUCUAUCGUCACAUACCGCUUCCUGCAUCGGGGGAGCGUGGAAGACUGGCUGAAACAGGUUUACGAACUCAAUAUCUCCUCCACGAAUUUACCAACGGGUCCGAUGCUGGCUCGGACGGCAAUCGUUCUCAUGGUCUUUGCGGUCAGCACGCUGUACGAGGAGCUAGAACCGGGCGGCCAGAGGGACCCUUGGGACCGGAGCGAACGAUGGUAUGCAGCGUCCAAGCACAUGUCUGCCAUGGAGUCUGGUCCUCCGAAUCUGGAAACGGUUCAGGCACGACUAGGCCAAUGCCUCUAUCUCCUGGGCUCGUCCCGUGCCAAUGAAUGCUGGUAUGUCUUUGGUACGGCGCUGCAGCUGGUGACAGCAUUGGGUCUGCACCGAAAGUGUCUGGCCAGGUCUGUGAAGAGGGGGACUACUUAUCUGGAGCAGGAGCUUCGCAAACGUAUUUUCUGGAGUGCAUACACAUUAGAUAAGUACCUGAGCGUCAUGUUCGGAAGACCUCGAUUGCUACAUGACGAGGACAUCGACCAGAAGCUACCGGAUGAGGUGAGCGAUGAUGACUUGCUCCAAGAGACUUCCGAAAGAAGAACAGGGUCGCCGGAUUGUAUGAUGAUUGCCUCUGUGCUUCAUUUCCGACUGGGCCGGAUUCUUGGUGAUAUCUCCCGACAAGUCUACUCGCUCAAUCCGCACUGUCGCGACCCGCCUUUAGAAAUGGCAGCCCGACUCACCGCAGAACUAGAGAAGUGGAAAGAGACAACACCGCCUCUGUUUAACAGCGUAUGCCCAACGAGUCUUAUCCCACCUCUUUGCCGACAAAGUCAAGUCCUCCAGAUGGCGUACUCUCAUGCGAUGAUCCACGUAACCCGGUCAUUCCUGUUGAACGAUUUCACCGAUCUCACGCGGCGGCCAUCCAUUCCAGACCCUAUGGUAGCGACCCACGUUCACAAAUGUAUCGAUGCGGCUGAAAAUGUCCUCACCCUGGUCGACAGCCUGGCGAAACAAGGUGCCUUCAUCCAGUCAUUCUGGUUCACCCACUACGUCUGUUUCUGCGCCAUUAUCGUAGUGUAUAUAUACACCAUCCAGCAGCAUCGUCUUUUUUCUGCCCUGGGCGACUCCUCCCCAAGAAACACCGAAGACACCAGUCGGUCACUGUCCCUAUUCGCCGUCGGCGAAACCUGCCAGCAGCACCUUGCAGAAGCCACCAGGGAGAACUGUCCUAGUCGUCGCUACAGCAUUAUCCUAGAGGAGCUGCGGCUCGAAGUACACAGGCAACUCGGGCCCCGGCUACCACCACCGCACUCUGGAGAGACUUCUGGGCCUUCUGACACCCACCAGAAAUCCACCGUCAUGCAGGAAACAGUUGAUCUACCUCGUACGGACCAGACACUUUUGUUGGACCCAGGCUCUUUGAACUACGCAGACAGCUUGCAGCAGCCGGGCCUCGAGGGGACCUUGUUCGAGCCAUCGGAGGAUCCAGGGUUUCUUGAGAACCUAGACGGGUCGAUCUGGUGGACCCAGCUGGACUCUUGGGCUUUCAUGAAUCUGCAGAAUGAUCCCUCGAUGAUGCCGUUUUGA